GUAAUAAUUAUAAAUAAUUAUAAAAAAUUAAAUAAACUAACUCAAUUAUAAAUUUAUUGCCAUAAACAGAUGCAGUCACCUGGAGUUUCAGGUAAAGAUUUUGCUCCGAAUUGCGCAAAGAGAGAGCAAGAGAGAAACAAAAAGAGAGAGAGAGAGAAGUCAUUCUAUUUUUUGCUAUUUUUUUUUACCAAUCAUUUUUAAUCGAAUGUCAAUUACUUAUUGUACUAAUUAUAAAUUACUUUAUUAUUAUUUUUCAUGUUAACUCUGGCUUUAUCAUAAAUAUCAUUUUUAAAACUCAAAUAUUAUAAACAAAAAACAUAAUUUACAUUCAUUUCUGCAAGUCGUUGGAGCAAAAAAAGACUAAUGAUUGCUUCAGUCAUUAAAAAAAUUGUUAAUAUGUAUUUUAAAAUUAACAUUGAAUAAUGUUUAUUAAAUAAUUGUUUAAUAAAUUUAAUACAAAAAUGGAUUGUGAUGAUGUUGAUUUGUAUGGAGAUUUGGGAACUUUUGAAAAAGAAACCAAUCAACAAGAUUAUCAAGCUGAGAAUGAAUUAUUAAAAACAAAAUGUGAAGAAUUAAAGAAACAAUUGUCAGAGACAGAAACAAGACUUAAAAAAUUGGAGGAAGCUCAUGUUGUAUUGUCAACAAAUUUAUCAUCAUUGUUGAAAACAGCAAGACUUGAAGUAUCAAGAAAAGAUCGAAUGAUAUCUGAGCUUCGUCAAACAAUUGACAAUGCAGCAUUUCGUCGACCAAAUUAUAAAAUACCUAAAAGAAAUGAACAAACUCAUGAUACUAAUUCAAGAACAACAUCUAGCUUUCAUCGAAAUAAUGAUCGUGAUGAUAAAUUUACAUCAAAACAUGCUAAUGAUUCAACUCGACAUAAUGAUAGCAAAAAAGAUAACAAUAAAUAUGAAAACAUACCUGAAGUUGUUGAUCAUCAAAUAAAACAUGAAUCAGAUUAUAUUGAUGAAGAAAUAAAAAUAGAACCUGAAAAUAGAGAUUUUAAAUAUGAAAAAUAUGAAGAAGAUAUAGAUGAAGAAGAAAUUUAUCAACCAGAUAAAGUAUGUACAACUGUUUUUGGUGAAAGAUUACAAAAAAAACUUCAACAACAAAUGUUAGAUGAAGCAGCAGCUGAUAAAGCAAGAAAAGAAAAAGAAAUUGAUAUAAAACCAGAAAUUGAAAAUAAAAAAAAUUCGCUAACAACAGAUUUAAAAGUAAAUAAUAAAGAAAAUUAUUAUCGUCUUAUUCCAUUGGAUUUAAAAUACGAAGAUAAAACAAGACCAGAUGAAUUAUUGGAUAAAAUAAAAUCUUAUGAUGUUAAAAGUCAAAAUAACAACAAAAGAAAUCGUGAAAAUUCACCAAAUGAAUAUGACAAAAGAAGAAAAAUAAAUGAUGCUGAUUAUAACCAAAGAGAAACAGUUGAUCGUCGUCGUUCUCGUGAUGGAUCAUCAUCAAGUUAUGACGAUAGAAGAACCAUCAAAGAUGAAACUGAAUAUUUUUGUCCUGCAAAAUCAAAUGACAUUGAUUUACGUCCAAGAAAAUCAGCCAGAAAUGAAAGAGAACAAAGACACCAAACGAAUGAAAAUAGUACAAGUAGCUCUAGAGGUAGCAGAAAAAAUACACGAUCAAAUGAUAGAUUUGAUAGAAAUUCUAGCCAAACCAGGUCUCGUAAACAUCUAAAAGAACCAAUAUGUAGUAAAAGAAUAGAUCAAAGAUCAAGAAGUAGAUCAGUAAAUAGAAAACAAAAUACAAUCAAUAGCAAAAAUAAUUGGCGUAGAAAUAUUAAAAAUAGUCCUAGACGUAACAAACGUUUUGAAAAAACUAAUGAUAGGUAUAGAGAUAAAAAUUAUGAACGUGAAAAUCCAAGAUCAAGAUCAAGAGACGAUAGAAAAUUUAAUGAACGUGAAAGAGAUGAUGGAAAAUUUAAUGAACGUGAAAGAGAUGAAAAAAAAAAAAACUAUGAUAAUGAAAAAUAUAAUGAAAGAGAAAAUAUAAAAUCAUGUGAUAAAGAAAAAGAAAAAUUUGAUGAAAAAAAAAAACAACAAUCACCAAUUUUAGAUACAAAUAAAUCAACUGAUCUUCGUGAUCUUUUAAAAAAACGUAAUCAAUCUAAUACAAAUGAUAAUAUUCCAACAAGUCCAAGUUCACCAGUAUUAAAAAAUAAUCCACAAAUUGAAAAAGAAAAAACUCCAGAAAAAAUUGUAAAAGAAAUUAAAGAUUCUCGUGUUAUUGAAACAUCAAUGAAAACUAUCAAUGAAAAAAUAAAAAAUACAAAUAAUAAUAGCAAAGAAAAAGAUAAUAAAAAAAUUAAUAAUAUUAAAGAUAUUUUAAAUACACUUGAAGAAGGUGAAAUAAUUGAAAGUCCAUUAUCUAGUCCAGUUAAAAAACAAACGAAUAAUAAUGAUGCUGAUAAUGGAUCAUUGAAUGAUUCAUUGAAAGAGGAAAAAAUUGAAAAUAUUGAAAAAUUUAUAUUAAAUUCAAUGAGUGUUGAUAGGAAAUUAAUGGACAUUUCUCCAAUUAAAAAUAAUAAUGAAAAAAAUCAAGAUAAAAAUUCAAUUAAUGAUGUUUUAUCAGAUGAUAAUAAAUCUACAGAAAAAACAUGUGUAACAAGUGUAAAAAAAUCAGAUGAUAAACUCACAAAAUCAAGUGAUAAUGUUGAAAAAUUAAUUGACAAAACAGAUCAAGAUGACAACAAUGCAGUUAAGUUAAAAGAUUCGACAAUUAAAUUAAUAUCAAAAACACCAUUGACAUCCAAAGAUGAAAAUGAUUUAUCAGCUGAAAAUGAAAAGUUACUUAAUUUACUUGACGAUGCACCAGAUCAAGUGAUAAUAAAACCAAGCACAACAAAUGAUUCUAGUAAUAAUAUUGUUGAUGAAGCUCAAUUGAUUGAUAAAGCUAAAACAAGUGACAAUGUUAAGGAGACAUCAAAUUUGGAUAAAGAAAAAAUAACUGAAGAAAAUUUAAAACAAGAUGAAAAUAAUAAAAAUACAUCGAAUUCCGAUGUAUCAGAAGAAUUACUUGUAAUAUCUCCAAUAUCUUCAUCACCAGAAAAGCCAAUUGAUCAAGAAUGUCAUGAAAAAAUAAAUCCGAUUGUCAGUGAAAAAAUUGUAAUAAUAAAUAAAAUUGAAAAAAUUACAACAACUAGUAUUGAAUCUAAAAUUGAAAUAAAACCAAUUGAUAAUAAUAAAAAAAAUAUAGCAAAACCGCCAAUUAAAAAUUCAACAGAAACAACACAAAAAAAAGAUUUAAAAGAAAAUGAUAAAGAUAAAAAAAAAGUUAUUACUGUACUUAGACGUCGACGUGGUCCAGUAAAAUUAUCAGAUUCAUCAAAAUGUAUGACUCUCGUACGAAGUGAUCCAAAAAAAAUAUAAACUAGCUAAACUAAGCUGAGCUUUACACAGUGUUUAUAAUAUGUUUAAUAAUCAUUAUGUAAAUAUAUUAAUAUCUUUUUUGUUAAAAAUUAAAAAAGAAGACAAGUUUAAUCAUUAUUUAUGUAAAAUAAUUAACAAAAAAAAAAAAAAAAUAA
Molecule: messenger RNA, 3523 nt
Organism: Aphidius gifuensis
Lineage: Eukaryota; Metazoa; Arthropoda; Insecta; Hymenoptera; Braconidae
Exons: 3
Coding region: 462-3368 (968 amino acids)
Source: RefSeq, a predicted model, not a curated record